AUGAGCGUUCGAGUCUUCAGCGGCGUCAAGAGAUUUCCAAGCCCAUUCCGCAAUAUUUCCCAGUCAAGGCCUGUGUCCAAGAUGACUACCAUACAGCUACCGCUAACGCCAGCUGAGAAGCUGUUCCGGCAAUGCCUGCUCGACUGCCGCAAGGAGAUGCAGUCCGUUCCUGGGAUGGAGGAUCUCGUGCUGAGGUGGACCGGAGGCUGGGUUCGGGAUAAGCUGCUCGGUGUGCAAAGCCACGACAUUGACGUGGCUCUGAGUACGAUGACUGGGUGGGAGUUUGGUCAAGCCCUGCAGACUUUCAUCAAAGAGCACGGUGCAAAGUACGAGGAGCAAGCCGCGAAACAAGGCUUCAACUCGCAGGUCAAGGACAUCCACAAGAUCGCGGCGAAUCCAGACAAGUCGAAGCACCUGGAGACCAUCACCACGAGAAUGUUCGGCAUCGACGUCGACUUCGUCAACCUUAGAAAAGAAGUCUACAACCAUGAAAACCGCCAUCCGCAGGUGGAAUUUGGCACUGCGGAAGAAGAUGCGCUUCGUCGAGAUGCCACGGUUAAUGCUCUUUUCUAUAACCUGGACACACAGGCGGUGGAGGACUUCACGCAUCGAGGACUCGAGGACAUGAAGAACAAGAUCAUCCGGACGCCUCUUGCGCCGUAUCAGACGUUCAAGGACGAUCCGCUUCGGGUUCUGCGCCUCAUUCGAUUCGCCUGCCGACUCCAGUACGAGAUCGAGGCAACUGCGAAGGAGGCGAUGAAAGAUCAGACCAUCCACGAGGCUCUUCGCCUGAAGAUCAGCCGAGAGCGCGUGGGGGUGGAAAUUGGGAAGAUUAUGGCUGGACCCGAUCCUUACACCGGGCUGAAAUAUGUCAACGAUUUUGAUCUCUACUUCACCGUGUUCGCCGACCCGUCAACACCACCGACCGACGACUCAAUCGAUGCCAGUCACGCGGUCAUCGCGUACGACGGACUCCAGAGAGUUCUAGACGAGAAGUCCUCGAUCUGCCUGAGCCUGAGACCUAAAGAAGACCAAGCCCUGAGCUGGUUCCUCGCGGCAUACACGUCGUGGUAUAAAUCGUCUGCAAAGGCAUAUCAGGCAUCCAGGGAAGGCAUCAAGGCUACCAAUAGCAUGAGCAAAGUCCUGAAAGAUGCAAUCGACCUGCGGCCCUCCAUCGUCGAAGCCGUGCAGUCAGUAAACGACGACAAAGCCGUUCGCGGGGACGUGGGCAUGACUCUGAGACAGUGCAGGGAGGCGUGGAGAUCGCAUGUGCUUUUCUCGUUGCUCUGCGACAUCGUGGAGCAAGAUUUCUCGACCGCGACAGACCGAUAUCAGAAGUUCGUCGCCUACGUUCACGACCAAGAUCUCGAAGCUGCGUAUGCCGUCCCUCCAAUUUUGAAGGGGAACGAGAUCAAAAAGGCAUUGGGCGAUCCUAAAGGUGGUCCGUGGCUGAAGAAUGCGGUCGAUGAACUUGCACGCUGGCAGUUCAACCAUCCGAAGGGAACGAGGGAAGAGGCAAUUGAGAUGAUCUCUGGCAAAAGAUCGGAGUUUGGCCUUGGUUGA
Messenger RNA from Cladophialophora immunda, 1563 nucleotides. RefSeq lists its product as uncharacterized. The coding region runs from base 1 to 1563 and encodes 520 amino acids. Lineage: Eukaryota; Fungi; Ascomycota; Eurotiomycetes; Chaetothyriales; Herpotrichiellaceae. Gene Ontology annotation, biological process: tRNA 3'-terminal CCA addition. The record is from RefSeq and is a predicted model, not a curated record. The transcript has a single exon. Gene Ontology annotation, molecular function: RNA binding; ATP:3'-cytidine-cytidine-tRNA adenylyltransferase activity.